UGACCCUGAGUUUGACAUCUGCCUUAUUUCUGCUCCUCAGUCUUCAAACUUUUGCAGCCAUGGGAGGCAAAGCCCAGCGCAGACAGAGACAAGCUGAGGAGAGCCUGAGACCAUAUAUCGGCAGAGUAGAGCCAGAAAAGCUUUGUGAGUUGCUGAAAUGCCACAGUCCAGUUGGAUCUUGGUGCCAAGUAGUUGAAGAAAACGGAGUCUUGGUCCCCAAGUGUGUUUGUCCUCAGUCCUGUCCCCGGCAGAGGGCACCAGUGUGCAGUGUUCUGGGAAAAACCUACAAGAAUGAGUGUGUGCUGCAUAAACAAGCCUGCAGGAAGAGACGCCGCACUGGACUGGCUCACACAGGCCCCUGUCUGGUCCCAAAGGAUAAAUGCACUGAGGAGGAGUUGGGCCAGUUUCCAUAUCGUCUGCUGGACUGGUUUCUGCUUCUGAGUCGUAUGGGAGAGUCCUAUGUCCCUGCUGCCCUGCCUCAGAGCUGCCUCAGCCACGCCCAGAGGACACAACUCGCACAGAAACGAUUUGUUCUUCUGGACAAGAACAAUGACGGCAAGUUGAGCCACAGGGACUUGAGGAAGCUGCGUUACAAGAGGAUGCCGCUGGAGCACUGUGCCACGCAAUUCUUUCAGUCAUGUGACCAGAACAAGAACAGGAAGGUGACCCUGCGGGAGUGGACGACCUGUCUGGUGGAUCGCUCUGAGGCCUGGUUCUACAAUUUCAUGUCAAUGAGAAUGGGUUCCCGCAAACUAUGUCCUACGAUGAAAGAGAACAACUUCUGACCUGAGAAAAUCCCACAUCUCUGUCGUGCAGUAACAUCAUCACUGUUACCUGAUUAAAAAGCUACAGGACGUAUCUGCACACCCGGGUCACUCGUCUGUUUCACUCUGCAUUUGUAAUACAGUCAUUUAUCACGUCAUCCGGUCUCACAGU
This is a messenger RNA of Paralichthys olivaceus (Japanese flounder), 936 nucleotides long. It is a transcript of the gene sparcl2, whose product is annotated as SPARC-like 2. NCBI's taxonomy places the organism in Eukaryota, Metazoa, Chordata, Actinopteri, Pleuronectiformes, Paralichthyidae. Gene Ontology annotation, molecular function: calcium ion binding; protein binding; collagen binding. The record is from RefSeq and is a predicted model, not a curated record. Gene Ontology annotation, biological process: anatomical structure development.